Messenger RNA from Ceratotherium simum simum (southern white rhinoceros), 3021 nucleotides. RefSeq names its product Rho GTPase activating protein 25 (gene ARHGAP25). Gene Ontology annotation, biological process: signal transduction; activation of GTPase activity; actin filament organization. Gene Ontology annotation, cellular component: phagocytic cup. The record is from RefSeq and is a predicted model, not a curated record. NCBI's taxonomy places the organism in Eukaryota, Metazoa, Chordata, Mammalia, Perissodactyla, Rhinocerotidae. Gene Ontology annotation, molecular function: GTPase activator activity.
GCCAAGAGGCCGCAGUUGUUUAUCACCAUCUCGCCUCAGUGAGGCCUGAGAUUCUUUCGAACAGGAGCUUUGCCUCCCAUGACGCAGAGCGAAGUGUCAACUGGGAUAUUUCUGGUAAAACUGAAAGCAAGAAAAGCGGGGUGCACGCUUCACAAGGUACCAGCCCCCGUGGGACUGUGGGUGGGGUUCGGGGCAUUUAGGUGCCAUCUCCCAGUGACAGAUGGAUGGACCUUUCCUCUGAGAGAAAGGAGGAGACACGUUGGCAAGUCGACCUCAAACCCAAGGUUGCUGGUGAAGUGAUCAGAAAGGGGGAAACACACACACACCAGCUAGAGGGAAGGAUCGAAAAGACAAGAAGGGCGCGAAUCGUGACAGACUCCCCACUGGGGCAGCUACUCACCGGAACCAGAAGCACAAUGUCCCUGAAGCUGCCAAGAAACUGGGAUUUCAACCUGAAAAUGGAGGCUGCGAAAAUAGCUCGGUCACGGAGUGUGAUGACCGGCGUGAUGACCGGCGAGCAGAUGGCGGCCUUCCACCUGUCGUCCACCCCCAACCCUCUGGAAAGGCCCAUCAAGAUGGGCUGGCUGAAGAAGCAGAGGUCCAUCGUGAAGAACUGGCAGCAGAGGUACUUCGUGUUGAAGGCGCAGAAGCUCUACUACUACAAGGAAGAAGAGGACGUGAAGGCACAGGGUUGCAUGUAUCUACCAGGAAGUACAAUCAAGGAGAUCGCCACAAACCCAGAAGAAGCAGGGAAGUUUGUCUUUGAAGUCAUUCCAGCUUCAUGGGACCAGAGUCGUGCGGGACAGGACUCCUAUGUCCUCAUGGCCAGCUCCCAGGCGGAGAUGGAGGAGUGGGUUAAAUUCCUUAGGAGAGUCGCUGGAGCGCCCUCUGGAGCGGUGUUUGGUCAGCGCUUGGAUGAGACUGUGGCUUAUGAGCAGAAAUUUGGCCCCCAUCUGGUGCCCAUCCUGGUGGAGAAGUGUGCAGAGUUCAUUCUCGAGCAUGGCCUGAAUGAAGAGGGCAUCUUCCGACUGCCUGGGCAGGACAACCUGGUGAAGCAGCUGAGAGAUGCUUUUGACGCCGGGGAGCGGCCCUCCUUUGACAGAGAUACAGAUGUGCACACGGUGGCCUCCCUGUUAAAGCUCUACCUCCGAGAUCUCCCGGAGCCGGUGGUUCCCUGGAGCCAGUAUGAGGGGUUCUUGCUAUGUGGGCAGCUCAUGAAUGCAGAUGAGACAAAGGCUCAGCAGGAGUUGAUGAAGCAGCUCUCCAUCCUUCCUCGAGACAAUUAUAGCCUCCUGAGCUACAUGUGCAGGUUCCUACAUGAAAUCCAGCUGAACUGUAGUGUUAACAAGAUGAGCGUGGACAAUCUGGCUACUGUGAUUGGUGUGAAUCUCAUCAGGUCGAAGGUGGAAGACCCUGCUGUGAUCAUGCGAGGGGCUCCUCAAAUCCAAAGAGUAAUGACCAUGAUGAUCAGAGACCAUGAAGUCCUCUUCCCCAAGUCCAAAGAUGCACCCCUGUCACCACCUGCCCAAAAAAAUGACCCCAGAAAACCUCCAGUGGCUCGAAGCUCUGUGGGCUGGGAUGCCACUGAAGACCCCUCAAUUUCUAGGACAGACAGCUUCAGUAACACGACCAGCGACUCAGACACAACCAGCCCCACUGGACAACGGCCGAGUGAUGAGUGUCUAGAAGACAGCAGCAGAGACCCCAGGGAAAAGCCAGGAGAUUGGAAGUUGCAGUCUCGAAAAAGGACUCAGACACUCCCUAACCGGAAAUGCUUCUUGACAUCAGCUUUUCAAGGUGCCAAUAGCAGCAAAGUGGAGAUCUUUAAAAAUGAGUUCUGGUCAUCUUCAGAGGGGAAGGCAGGGGAAGGGCACAGGAGAACGAUGUCUCAAGGUGUGCCGCAAUUUUCUGACUCCCAGCGGACUUCCACCUACGAUAACGUCCCUGCCCUGCCCGGGUCCCCCAGGGACGAAGCAGAUGUGCUCUCUUCCCAUGCCUGUGACCCCAGGAGAGACACUCUUGCCAGCCCAACCUCUGCAACCGGGCCUGGAAAAAAGAACUCUGGAGAAGAGGAACUUGAAUCUUUGCAGAGCGUGGUCCGUGAGCUGCAAAAAGAAAUAGAAACACAGAAGCAAAUGUAUGAGGAACAGAUUAAGAACCUUGAGAAGGAAAAUUACGACGUCUGGGCUAAGGUGGUAAGGCUCAAUGAGGAACUGGAAAAGGAGAAGAAGAAGUUUGCAGCCUUGGAAAUCAGCCUUCGCAACGUGGAGCGCUCCCGGGAGGAUGUUGAGAAGAGGAACAAGGUCUUGGAAGAAGAAGUCAAGGAAUUUGUCAGAUUGAUGAAGGAGCCCAAGACUGAUGCGUGAGGGUCCCAGGAGUACUGCAGAGCCAGCCCCCAGAGACCCAACGCUGCUCCCUUUCUUGCUGCUACCUGAUGUGCGGGAAGCAAAAUUACUCCCGAAGAGGGAGAAAACAUUUUGGGGGAAACAUCGCAUUUCCUAGUAAAUAAGUCGGUGGAGUUUUCAGGAAGAUAACAGUGAGCAGAGACGUGUGGACAUCUGAGACCCCCUGUGGCUAUAUUCAAAAGGAUUGCAUUAUUCCACUGUGGUCUCAGGCCCAGUGAAAUGGAACCUUCCAUGGCUGAUUCCCUAUAUCCAGUGGAGACAUUUGAGGCAGGCCACCUCCCAGGACCCAGGCAACAGGCUGCUCCCAACCAAGGCUGGACUGAGUGUUAGUUCUUUGUUUUCUGGGUGGAACAACUCGCUUCAUUAGAUGGCCUCAAGGCGUCUCUGAGACACAGGGGCGGAAAAUGAUAUGCAGCUUUUGAAUGUUCGUCCGUGGCAUGCUGUGUUUUGGGGGGGGGCUGCACCUGCUGAAGCCAGAGCCCCAUUCUGCCACCCCCACCACAAUGCAUACUCUCCAGGGGUUGGAAACUCAAAAUUAUUAUUAGACUAAGACAAAACAAGCAAUAAAUUGUAUUUAUGACAGCAAAAUCAAUGAGAAAAUUAUAUUCAAAUAAAG